AUAGUUUUGGUUCAUCAGCCGUCAAUGCUUGGAAUCAACCCCCCAUCAAAUGGGGUCCGGAUCUAGUGUUUUUAUGCAAGGGACAAUAGAGAAGAACUUCUUGUAUUCCCUUUGAAAAGAGAAAAUGAUUAGGAGUUCCAGUGUAUAUGGUCAAGGCUGAAUUGGAAGAACACAAGACAUUUAGGGUGGAAGUGACACUUGGUGGUUCAAUUAAAAGCACAAAAACAUUAAAGGAGAGAGAACUGGCUAAAACUCUCCUUCGAGGAAUAAGGGAUGGAAUAUUGGAGGGAUUUGGAGGGAAAGACUGGUGUGUUUGCAUCUUCAUUUGUAUUUUAGAUUAUACAUAAAUUGGAAGAUCAUUGUCUCCCCCAACAUUAGAAGGCUCAAUAGCGCUAUUUCCCACGGUUAUAGUCCUUUUUCCGUUCAAAUAUUGUUUAGUGUUAACAGUGCCCAAUAUCUGGCAUCCGUGUCUCUAUUUCGUUGUGUGUGGCUCUAUUGUUUCAUCCGUAUAAUUGGCAUUUGAUCUUAUUACUGUUUUUGCACUUUUUCUCAUCAUUUUUUGUUCUAUCUUGAAUCUUGAUUACCACAAAUUAUGCAAUAUCGAUGAUUUAGAUUCUUCCGCUAUCUCUGCAAGUAGUCGUCCGCCGGGGCAAGGAUGUAUGAACAACAAGCCCUCGUUCAAACCAAUGGGCUAGAAAUGGCUCUGAACAAUAUCGAUGACAUGAUGGCGAAUGUCAUGGAAAAGUUGAAGCGAGACCUACCAGGUCCUUCUAGGAUCCCACGUGACCUGGUUAGACAGACACGUCAGAUCCUAGGGACGGCCGGAGGGCAAUCUUGUCAUAUUUUGCAUGAGCUUCGUAACCUUGAGGAGAUUGAAAGGGAAAGGGAGGAGAUUGAUAGACGCUUGGAAGAGGAGUUAGCUCGGAACAAUAUGGAUAAUCGCAAUAGACCCCAGACAACAAAUAGGGCGUCGGUAGGACUCUGGGCUACUAGCCAGCCACAUAAUAAACAAUUAGAGCAGGGGGCUGCCAUUGAUGUGAGUAACAAGAUUGCAGGAAAUAGUGUGAGAAAGAGGGCUGUUACGGAUUUAAAAGUUGUUGCAGACACUCCCUUGAGGAAGAGGACUAAUCUGAGAGCAUUAGCAGCAGCAAUUGGGAAGCCUAAGUCAACAGUUCAUGAGUGGGUUAAAAGAGGUAUGCUUAGGAGCCAUUCUAAUGCUAUCAAACCAUACUUAACUGAUGCAAAUAAGAUCACAAGGCUGAGGUUCUGUUUAGAUCAUGUUGACCCUUACAACAUGGGCAGUAUGCCUAAGUUUAAAACAUUUAACAAUGUUUUACACAUUGAUGAGGAGUGGUUCUUUAUGUCUAAAACUUCACAGAGGUUUUACCUCCUUCCAGAUGAAGCAGACCCUUACAGAGCAUGUAAAUAAAAAAGAUUCAUAGCCAAAGUCAUGUUCUUAUGUGUGGUUGGGAGACCACUUCUUGGGGAGAAUGAAGAGGUGUUGUGGGA
This is a messenger RNA of Cuscuta campestris, 1509 nucleotides long. The record is from the annotation of a GenBank genome assembly. Lineage: Eukaryota; Viridiplantae; Streptophyta; Magnoliopsida; Solanales; Convolvulaceae.